GCGAUCGUGCUGUUUUUAAGGAAGGUGAACAGCUCCGCAAUCAACAUAGUAAUCGAGACUGAAACGUCACAUCGCGGAUGAAAGGCAGCCAUCGUCAAAGGAAGGUGCUGUUCACGUCGCUUAUUUUCACAGUCGGAGUGACUACUUGUUGCCUUAUUGCAUACCUUGGCGUAUCAAAGAGUUCCUACAGAAUCGAAUCUGCUAGAAAGUACUCAGAACGCAACAAGGGGGCGUUGUCAGUGGGGAGUGAUCAACGACGUUGUACAACUCUGGGGGAACGCUUUGGUUGUGGUUCACAGUAUCCGAUACUUCGCUGCAAGCCAUUUCCAAGCACAGAAAAGGAUCGUCACUAUGACGCUGUUGUGAAGACGUUUAAUUCUCUGGUGCAUCUCAAUGGUUGUCAACAUGAGACUUGUUCGUUGGUUGGAUCGUCAGGAAUUUUGAAAAAUCAUGCUCGUGGAAAAGUGAUUGACAAAAGUAAAAUCGUCAUUCGUGUCAACAAUCAACCAAUCACGGGAUUCGAGAAAUAUGUUGGGACACGUCCGGCUGAUAUUAUGAUAUUAAAUGAUCAUAUAGAUUGUUUCACUAACACCAGUCAUCCUACUCUGUAUAUCCGUGCUACAGACAGUCCUUUGAGGGAAGAUGCAGUCAUUAUUAAAAGAUGUCAAGCUAACCGGAUUGUGCCUUUGUAUUCCCUCUCCCGUUAUAUUCAAUAUCAAGCACAGAUUCUGUUGAAAGCUUAUGCUGUGAGGUAUAAGGUACAGAGAAACGUCUCUGGUUCUAAAGGCAACUACUUUCGUGCAACCAGCGGUUUCAAAGCUUUCAUAUUCAGCCUGAUGAUAUGCAGACAAGUUCAUCUGUUUGGAUUUGGAAUGCAAGGAGCAAAGACGUGGCAUUAUUAUCCUCCUCAUAGAAACUAUGCACCUGCUCAUCACGAGAUGUCACUGGAAACGAGAAUAAUACAAGACAUUGCAAAGACAACUUAUAACAGUAGUAUCGCUAAUUUCCUAGAUGGAGGAUCUAGCAAACUAACUGUUCAUCACUAAACGUGAAGGUAACUUGUCUUAGAAUACAUAGAACCAUGUCAUAGCAAAUUGCAGCGCAGUUGAUGAAAGGAGAUAAAACGA
Corticium candelabrum is the source of this 1127-nucleotide messenger RNA. RefSeq lists its product as uncharacterized. The transcript has a single exon. Lineage: Eukaryota; Metazoa; Porifera; Homoscleromorpha; Homosclerophorida; Plakinidae. Bases 78 to 1046 code for a protein of 322 amino acids. Gene Ontology annotation, cellular component: membrane. Gene Ontology annotation, biological process: sialylation. The record is from RefSeq and is a predicted model, not a curated record. Gene Ontology annotation, molecular function: beta-galactoside (CMP) alpha-2,3-sialyltransferase activity.